CUCACUGCAGCAAGCACGUCUUGAACGCAACACGCGUGUUCACUUCAGGGACAGCCUCUUCCUCCGGACACGUCAGCCGUCACAUAUCCCACCGCUGGCGGCUGCAGUCGGAAUCGGGGCGCUGACGACAGGCUAGCGGCCACUGCGCUCAGCCGAUUGCUAUCUUGGUUAAACUUUAAUAAGUCACUUGGAGCUCCCCCGCCCACUGCCCCAUCCACCACUGGGGCCUGGUCACUUUCUUGGGUUGAAAAGCGGCGUCACUUGGACGUGGGAGACGGAGCGUGGAAGAACGCGACGUCGAGUCAAAUGAAGGUGUGAGUGGUGGACGGCAACAAUGACUAGCGACGCGGUGGUGCGCACAAGUCUGACCUGGAUCAAGCAGGUGGUGGGCCGGGGUGCGGCGGGACGCCUGGCCGGCGGAGGGACUUUCCAUCACGGAUUGGAGAGGGAAAUUUUGUGCAAAAGGCAGGAAUUCCACAGAUAUUCCUCCCUUGCUGCCGGGCCAAAUCAUGGUGGCAAGGCCAGCACAAUUGGGACCAAGCAGACCAGUUGGCACACAGUGCGCACCCCCUGCAGGAUGCUGACUCAGGACAACUCGUCUAUGGGGAGGCUGACAGCGGAGGACAUGGACAAGGCGAGGCGUGCUAAGACAGCACACCUGGAGCCCUACAAGCAAGUGCUUGGUGAAAACGCAAGAGCGAGGAAAGUGCCCAUCACUCGUUUUGGACGCCUGAUGAGUUUUGGAGGCCUUGCUGUUGGACUCGGAAUCGGUGCCAUUGCUGCAGUAGCCAAAAAGACGUUCAAACCCAAACAACAACAAGGCCAUAAAAAGUCUGUCCUGGACUCCAACGCCUUCCUGUCUGAAGCUAACGCUGAGAGAAUCGUGCGGACGCUGUGCAAAGUUCGAGGAGCUGCACUUAAAAUAGGACAGAUGCUCAGUAUUCAAGACGAAGCCUUCAUGAACCCUCAACUAGCCAAAAUUUUCGAGCGUGUUCGACAGAGCGCUGACUUCAUGCCCACCAAACAGAUGAUGAAGGUGAUCAGCGGAGACCUCGGUCCGGACUGGCGGGAACAGCUGGAAUACUUUGAGGAGAAGCCAUUUGCAGCCGCCUCCAUCGGCCAAGUGCAUCUGGCAAGGCUGAAAGAUGGCAGAAGCGUCGCCAUGAAGGUUCAGUACCCUGGGGUGUCCAAGAGUAUCGAAAGUGAUGUGAACAACAUCAUGACAGCUCUGAGUUUAAGCAAAGCACUGCCGGAAGGUCUGUUCCCUGAGCAUCUGAUGGAAGUCAUGAGCAGAGAGCUGGCGCUGGAAUGCGAUUACGUCAAAGAGGCCAAAUGUUGCAAAAAGUUCCAAGAGCUUCUUAAGGAGCACCCGUUCUUCUACGUGCCUGACGUGAUUGACGAAUUGAGCGGCCGUCAUGUGCUCACCACCACCCUGGUGAGUGGCUUCCCGCUCGACAGGGCUGCAAACCUCCCGCAGGAACUCAGGAACGAGAUCUGUGAGCAGAUCCUCAUUUUGUGCCUGAGGGAACUUUUUGAGUUCCGCUUCAUGCAGACUGAUCCCAACUGGUCCAAUUUCUUCUACGACCCACAAACGCACAAAGUGGCGCUGUUGGACUUUGGUGCCACGCGGGAAUUUGAUAAAAGUUUCACAGACAUCUACAUUGAGGUAAUCAACGCAGCUGCACAUCAAAACAGAGAAGAGGUGCUGCAAAGAUCCAGAGACAUGAAGUUCCUCACCGGAUUCGAAUCAAAGGCGAUGGAGAAGGCCCAUGUGGACGCCGUGAUGAUUUUGGGCGAGGCCUUUUCUUCCACGCGGCCGUUCGAUUUCGGCGAACAGAGCACUACGGAGCGCAUCCACCGGCUCAUCCCGGUGAUGCUUCGCCAACGCCUCACACCGCCUCCCGAGGAGACGUACUCGUUGCACCGCAAGAUGGGUGGUUCCUUUUUGGUAUGCUCCAAGCUCAAGGCCCGAGUGUCGUGCAGAGACAUGUUCCAAAAGGCCUACGAGCACUACUGGCAGGACGAACGGCCUGCCUGAGGACUUUUUUUUUUUUUCCUGGCCACUUGAUUGAAAGUUUGAAUAUCACCCUGAUCGGGUUUGUUACAUAUCUACAACUUGUUUUUUGAAUGUGUAAGUUUGAGUCCUAAAGCAUUUAUAUUAAAGAAUCCCUUUUUGAACAUUUUUUUCAAUUUACUGGCUGGUUAACUGAUUAUUUCUAGCUGU
Messenger RNA from Corythoichthys intestinalis (scribbled pipefish), 2224 nucleotides. RefSeq names its product coenzyme Q8A, genome duplicate b (gene coq8ab). NCBI's taxonomy places the organism in Eukaryota, Metazoa, Chordata, Actinopteri, Syngnathiformes, Syngnathidae. Gene Ontology annotation, biological process: ubiquinone biosynthetic process. The record is from RefSeq and is a predicted model, not a curated record. The coding region runs from base 335 to 2038 and encodes 567 amino acids. The transcript has 15 exons.